GCGGCGCUGCACGUCCCGAUCGUCCCGGGGGAAGCGCCGCUUUCCCCGCUUCUCCCCUUUCGGCCAGUCAGAACAUCCCCCCGGCAAACCUGGGAGCCGCGAUUGAGCAAGCUGCACGCCCCCUUCUCCUCGCAGCCAAAAGCAACAGCCAGGAGCGCUCCGGUUACAGCGCUGGCACCGGCGCCGCUCAUUCAUUCGGGCUGCGGCGCUCGCAGCAUUUAUUAGCGGCUCGCAGCGCUUCGCUCGCACAGUCCGGGCUCUGCCGCAGCCCCAGCAGCUCCAGAGAGCCCCGGCAUUUGCAGCAAGCGGCCAGGAGAAUGCUGCCCCAAGAAUUGCUGUCUCUGCUGGCGCUGCUCUGCGCGUUCAGCGCUUCGGGCUCCGUUCUGGAUGAGGACGAUGACUACGAGCACGUCCUCUAUGUGAACCUGGAUAACGAAAUCGAAGGGGCAGCCCCCGGCCCUGAGGAAGCUGCCUCGUGCGACUGCCAGCGGGAGCACAGCAAGUGGGACAAGCUGUUCAUCAUGCUGGAGAACUCGCAGAUGAAGGAGAACAUGAUGCUGCAGGCUCUGGAGGAGCUCCCCAGGGUGGACCUGCAGACCCUGAGGGCAGAGCUGAGCCAGCUCACCASCAGCCUGGCGGGCUCCUUGGCCACUGUCGCCUCGCACGUGGUGUCGCAGGUGGAGCAGGCGCUGGUGAGGAGCAGGGAGCAGGCGGAGGGAGCCCGGAGGCUGCGGGAGCUGGAGCAGGGCAAGAUCCUGGAGCACGUCCUGCAGCUGAGCCACAACGUGUCGGCGAGGCUGGGCUGGCUGGAGAGCGCCUGGCGGAGCAGGGCCGAGCAGCAGGAGGCGGCUGUGCAGCGGGACGGGCUGGGUGGCAGCGCAGGGGACAGUCCCCUCCUGAGCUCCGUGUGGCAGGAGCUGCAGCAGACGCGGGCGGAGCUGAGGGCAGCGCAGCGAUGGGCAGAUCAGCGCCUGCUGCCCGCAGGGUGUGAAACUGCGCUUCUGUUCCCCAUGCGCUCGAGGAAGAUCUUCGGGAGCGUUCACCCCACGGUGGGGAUGGCCCUGCGCUCCUUCAGCGCCUGCGUGUGGCUCAAGGUGACCGAGGCCCUGGACAAGACCGUGGUGUUCUCCUACGGCACCAAAUUCAACCCCUACGAGAUCCAGCUCUACCUGAGCCGCGACGCCGCCGUGCUCGCCGUGGGSAGCGCCCAGCACGCGCUGUCCGCCAGGAACGUGGUGAUUCCCGGGAAAUGGCUCCAUCUCUGUGGCACCUGGAGCUCGGAGAAUGGCUCUGCGUCCCUGUGGGCGCAGGGCGAGCUGGUGGCCAGCGCCUCGGCCGUGGCUGCGGCUCACAGCAUCGCCGACGGCGGCCUCCUGCAGCUGGGCCAGGAGAAGAACGGCUGCUGCGUGGGAGGGGGCUUUGACGAAGCCCUGGCUUUCUCGGGGAAGCUGACGGGCUUUAAUCUGUGGGACCGGGUGCUCAGCCCCGCCGAGGUGACAGCGCAGAGCGCGGGGGACGCCUGCGGCAGCCGGGGGAAUGUGGUGGGCUGGGGGGUGACGGAGGUGCUGCCCUACGGGGGAGCCCAGUACGUGUCCUAAAUCCUGCUUUCUGCACGGGGAGCGAUUCAAAGGGCUCAGUGUCACAGUGAGCAGAGCUGCCUCUGCAAUUCCCCAGGAACAUCAGCACUGCAAGCUCACAGAUCCACACUGUGGAGAUGGRAUUCCAUCUCUGCCUGCUGUUCCAGCAAAACACUGAAAAAUCACCCACACAGCAAGGCAUGGCACGGRAAAAGCUGUUCCUGAGGUCAGGCAACCCUGUCUCUGCAGUGCAGGGCUCUCUGAUGUAUAAAGGGAGGGUCACCAUGGACAUUCAGGAGCCAAAGAGCUCCCGACAUCCCUGCUGAGCUUUGGAGAUCAGACAGAGCAGCUGUGGCUGCCCCUGGAUCCCUGGAAGUGUCCAAGGCCAGGCUGGACAGAGCUUGGAGCACCCUGGGAUAGUAGAAAGUGUCCCUGCCCAUGGCAUCAGGUGGCACUGGGUGAUCUCUAAUGUCCCUUCCAACCCAAAUCCCUCCAGGCUCCUCCAGUCCUUGGGUUCUUCAGAGUUAAUGUGAAUUUUACAGAGGAACCACCCAAAUCAAGAAAUGUGUUGUUUAUUAAUCRUUGUUAGUAAUUUGUAGGCUCUAAGAAAAUUAGUUCCUUGUUUAAAGCAUUAUUUAUGCCACGGAU
Messenger RNA from Malurus melanocephalus (red-backed fairy wren), 2225 nucleotides. RefSeq names its product pentraxin 3 (gene PTX3). Gene Ontology annotation, biological process: innate immune response. Bases 318 to 1598 code for a protein of 426 amino acids. Lineage: Eukaryota; Metazoa; Chordata; Aves; Passeriformes; Maluridae. The record is from RefSeq and is a predicted model, not a curated record. The transcript is spliced from 3 exons. Gene Ontology annotation, molecular function: complement component C1q complex binding.